AUGUCUUCGUCAAACUUUCAUAAUCACCAUAACAAUAAUAAUGGUAAGAAAUUAUCAGGAGUAAAAUUGUUUGGUGUUGAAGUAAGUUUUAGUAGUACUAGCGAUAGCCAUGGUAAGCAGCCAGAGGCAGAGGCAGAGGCAGAGGCAGUGCAUAAUGGUGUACCAGUAAUAGUAGUUCCCUUAUAUAACAAUAAUAAUAAUAAUCAUUAUUACAGUACUAGUCAUGAUGUUAGGAGGAAAUCAUUAAUGUCAUCAUCAUCAGCAGCAGAAGCAGCACCAUUGUAUAGAUUCAAGUGUGAGUACUGUAAUCAAGGUUUUGUGAGUUCUCAAGCCUUAGGGGGUCAUCAGAAUGCCCACAAAAAGGAAAGGAAGUUAGGACUCAGGCCCCAAUAUCAAUACUACUACGGGCGUCUCUUCAACUCACCAUCAAUUCAUCACAAGCAGGUUCUUGUUCCUUCUUCUGAGUCAGCUUGUUCUUCAGGCAAUGAGGGAGUUGGCCAUGGUGAUGAUGAUGAUCUUGAUCUUCAGCUAAGGCUUGGACCAUCUGCUAAUUAA
Molecule: messenger RNA, 555 nt
Organism: Cannabis sativa
Lineage: Eukaryota; Viridiplantae; Streptophyta; Magnoliopsida; Rosales; Cannabaceae
Exons: 1
Coding region: 1-555 (184 amino acids)
Biological process (GO): trichome differentiation; trichome morphogenesis; gibberellic acid mediated signaling pathway
Cellular component (GO): nucleus
Molecular function (GO): transcription cis-regulatory region binding; DNA-binding transcription factor activity
Source: RefSeq, a predicted model, not a curated record